AGUAAAUUACCUUAUAUAUAUAGACAGAGAGAAAGGAGAGAAGACAGAGAUAUAUAUAUAUAUAGGACGCUCAAGGUCCCAACAACAAGAAAGAAGAUAAAAGAGAAAGACAAGUUCUCGGCCAUGGCAGAGGAGUUUCAGACCGGGAUUUGCGGCGGCAACUGGUGGAACUUGUCGACCAGCUUGUUCAUGGGUGGAGGAUCAUCACCCUGUUCCACGACGGGGAUUAACGCAGCUGACAUGGGGAAUACAUAUGGGUCGUGGAUGGCAACAGAUGUGAUGGAUUUGAAGCCAAGAUCAUGCAAGCUCGAUUCUAAUAAUAUUAUUAACUGUAAUUCAAUCUCUGAGUUUUUGCAAGAAAAUUCUCAGAAGCCUCAGCAGACUGAUUCUGAUAGUGUUGGUAGUAGUAUUUUGAUGGAUUCCUCCUUGCAAAUGAUGGGUUUUGGAUUGUCAUCUUCUUCAUCAUCGUCCACGGAUUGGAGCCAAACCUUACUACGAGGAAAUGGAAGAGCUGAGUCUUACAAUUCAAUACUGCAAGAAGAGAUGAAUUCUUCUUCUCAAAUCCAAAAAGAUUGGAGUCCAACAGUGGAAGAUUCAUCCAUUAACGGUUUUAAAGCAAUAAAUCAAGAUUUCUCUUUAGAGCAACAAAGCGUAAAUCCUUUAAGCAGCUCUGGGAAUUCUACAGCAACAACUUGCGAGGGCUUAUCCAUAGGAUUUUCAAUGGGGUCAGCAUCUUACGGCUACCCUUCAACUUUGAUACAAAAUUUAUUUGACUCCGAUCCUCAGCCACAGCAAUCUCUUUUUAACAACCGGACCAUCAACUGUUCAUCCACUUCAAAUUACGGGACCAUCUUCAAUGAACCAUCUCCUACUUGGCCUAAACUUGCUCCUUUUCUAGAACCUUCAUUGCCAAAGCAGCAGCCGCCGCCGCCGCAACCUGCAGGUGGCUUGCACUUCUCUAACAAUACACCCUUUUGGAAUUCCUCAGCAACUGCUAUAAAUGAUAUUAGACCCAGUUUUGUAUCCUCUUCUCAACCUCAGUUUCUGGUGCCAACUUUUGAAGAGAAACGCAGUUGUCCUAACCUAAACACGAAGACUAACAAUGAAGAAGUUCGAGACUCAGGAUCAGUGGUUAAGAAAGGAAGUGAACCAGCAUUCAAAAGACCUCGAAUUGAAACACCAUCGCCAUUACCAACUUUUAAGGUUCGGAAAGAGAAGCUAGGGGACCGAAUAACAGCUCUUCAGCAAUUGGUUUCACCUUUUGGAAAGACUGAUACUGCAUCUGUUCUCCAUGAAGCCAUUGAGUACAUCAAGUUCCUCCAUGAUCAAGUCAGUGUUUUAAGUACUCCAUACAUGAAAAAUGGCAAUCCCAUUCAACAUCAACAGGGUUCUGAAAACUUGAAUGAACCAGAAGGGUCGAAACAAGAUCUGAAAAGCCGAGGACUGUGUCUUGUGCCUAUUUCAAGCACAUUCCCAGUAACCAAUGAGACCACAGCAGAUUUCUGGACGCCAACGUUGGGAGGUACUUUCAGGUAGAGAGAUUGAAACCCUAUUUGAAGUGGGGUUUCUACAGAAAGAGUUUAACUUCAAUACAAAAAGAGAAGAUUAUUAGCUGUACCAAGUCUUAAACGAAAAGCUAAAGAAAACAAAGAAAAAAGAGAAAUGACCCUUCAAAGAUGGAGAGGCAAUGCUGGGCCAGCUGCAAACAGAAUGAUGUAGGGCUAGCAAAUGAUUAGUGACUCUUGAAGACAAAUAUAUAUAUAUUUUGUUAGAGAUUUUGUGUUCUUCAUGUAUUAUUUAUAAAUGUAUAGGUAAUUAAAAGGUGGGUUAAGCACAGGAACAAGUGUUAAAUUUAGCUUAAAAAAAUUAACAUUUAUAGUUAAUUGAGAGCUGAAUUUCCUUUUGUUCCUGUGGAUCUGGCAGCUAGCAUACCACCAGCUUUUAAUUUUUAUUGUUGUUGAACAAAAAGAAAAGAAAAAUAAAGGAGAUUAUAUAAUUGUGUUGAUUA
Messenger RNA from Manihot esculenta (cassava), 2008 nucleotides. RefSeq names its product transcription factor bHLH112. The transcript has 7 exons. The coding region runs from base 124 to 1536 and encodes 470 amino acids. Lineage: Eukaryota; Viridiplantae; Streptophyta; Magnoliopsida; Malpighiales; Euphorbiaceae. Gene Ontology annotation, biological process: regulation of transcription by RNA polymerase II. Gene Ontology annotation, molecular function: RNA polymerase II cis-regulatory region sequence-specific DNA binding; DNA-binding transcription factor activity, RNA polymerase II-specific; protein dimerization activity. Gene Ontology annotation, cellular component: nucleus. The record is from RefSeq and is a predicted model, not a curated record.